AUGCUCCUGGCCUCUCCCUCCACCGCAUCCCGGGGCCGGACCCCCAGCGCCGUGGAGAGGCUGGAGGCGGACAAAGCGAAGUAUGUCAAGACGCACCAGGUGAUCGCGCGGCGCCAGGAGCCAGCGCUGCGCGGUGGGCCCGGGCCGCUCAUGCCGCACCCCUGCAACGAGCUGGGGGGCCCCGCGUCGCCCCGGACGCCCAGGACGGCCCGCCGGGGCAGCGGCCGGCGGCUGCCCAGGCCGGACUCCCUCAUCUUCUACCGCCAGAAGCGGGACUGCAAGGCGCUGGUGGACAAAGAGAACGCCAAGGGCCAGGGGCUGGUGCGCCGCCUCUUCCUGGGCGCCCCCCGGGAUGCCCCCUCCAGCGGCCCGGGCCCAGCGGAGCGGCCCGCGGCGGCAGGAGGCUGGGCCGCGCCCCCGGACGCCCCGGACGCGGCGGGCAAGCGGGCGCUGUGCCCCACGUGCUCGCUGCCGCUGUCGGAGAAGGAGCGCUUCUUCAACUACUGCGGCCUGGAGCGCGCGCUGGUGGAGGUGCUGGGCGCCGAGCGCUUCCAGCCGCGGAGCUGGGGCGCCGACGCCAGCCCCCCGCCGGGGACGCCGCCGCCGCCGGGCUCCGGGGACACCAGCGACUGGGCCUCCAGCGAAGGCGGCGCGGGCCGCUCGGACCACGCGGGCGGCGGCGGCUCGGAGGCGGCGGGGGCGGCGCGGGACGGGCGCCCCCCGGUGUCGGUGGUGGAGCGCAACGCGCGCGUCAUCCAGUGGCUGUACGGCUGCCAGCGCGCCCGCAGCCCGCCGCGCGAGUCCGCCGUGUGA
This is a messenger RNA of Pipistrellus nathusii (Nathusius's pipistrelle), 813 nucleotides long. Lineage: Eukaryota; Metazoa; Chordata; Mammalia; Chiroptera; Vespertilionidae. The record is from the annotation of a GenBank genome assembly.